CUCGUCUCCUUUUGAUGACGUUUACGAUUUCAAUUUACAGAGGAACUGCCACUGGUUUCGUGGAAGCAUUUAAAGAAAAAUCAAAAACACACACUUCUUCCAUUCAAGCAGUUGUCGUGUCCGAAUGGCACUUUAAGGCUGGGAUCUUGGAUGGAGUGAGUGUUGAGCCCCAAUGAGAUGACUGACCAGGGCAACAACAACCAGAACAUCUCCUGCAACCCCUUUGCUGCCCUCUUCAGCUCACUUGCUGAUGCCAAGCAGUUUGCGUCAGGCCAGAAACCAGAACAAUCUGCUGAACCAUCAUUGGAGGACUCAGAAGAUAGCCGGUCAGAGUCAGAAAACUCUGUGUCAGACAGCGUUGAUGACAAUGACGACUCUGUGGCAGAGAUCAGCCGCUCCUUCCGGUCCAGGCAGGAGCUCUGUGAACAGCUCAAUGUCAAUCACAUGAUCCAGCGAGUAUUUCUCAUCACCCUGGACAACAGUGACCCCAGUCUGAGAGGAGGUAAUGGGAUCCCCCUUCGCUGUGUUUACCUGGAGGAGAUGGCUGCAGAUCUGGAUGGACAGGACUGGCUCGACAUGGACAACAUCGGACAGGCUCUGUUUAACCGUCUGCUCGUACUAGAGCCAGGAAACCACCUCAUCUACAUGACGUCAUGCAGCGCUGUUAACCUGUCUGCUGAUCGUGAUUCUGGAGAGAAAUGUGUCAUCCCUUACCUUUUCGCUUGUUACCAGAGGGCCAAAGAAGAGGUGUUUGGCUUUUCCUCCAAGACUGUGACAAAGGUACCAGAGAAGUUACUGUCGUUUGCUGUUUGCUGUAAGAAGCUGACAGUUUCCAACACACGGACGGUUCUGCUAACCCCAGAGAUCUACAUCAGCCAGAAUAUCUACGAACAGCUUCUGGACUUGUUGCUGCAAAGUUUCAAUGGAGCACAGCCAGAGGAGGUGGUUGAGUUUGUGGAGGAGGUCAUUGCUGGCCUGCUUUCUGACCAGGAGGUGCGUACCUUCGAGGAGGUGAUAGCACCAGUGUUGGAUAUCUUCCAGGGACGCAUCAAAGACAUGGACCUGUGCCAGCCUCUCCUCUACUCUUACCUAGAUGUCCUGCUCUAUUUCAGCCACCAUAAAGAUAUUGCCAAGGUAUUGGUGGAACACAUUCAACCCAAAGACCCAUCUAAUGGUUUGCAGUACCAGAAAACCCUACUGGGAGCAGUGUUGAGUAUAUCCUGCUUGUUGAAAACCCCAGGUGUAGUGGAGGGACAUGGCUACUUCCUGAACCCCUCCCGCUCCAGCGCCCAGGAGACAAAGGUUCAGGAGGCCAACAUCCACCAGUUUAUGGGUCAGUUUCAUGACAAGCUGCACCAGAUCUUGAAAAAUUUGCUCCAGGGAUCUGGUGAGACACGCCAUUUGCUGCUCCUAUGGCUGGGCAGCUGUCUGCAGGCAAAUGCUGGCCGGGUCAAGAUAUGGGCCAAUCAGAUGCCGGAAAUCUUCUUCCAGAUGUACGCUUCAGAUGCAUUCUUCUUAAACUUGGGUGCAGCACUGCUGAAGCUGUGCCAGCCCUUCUGCAAGCCACGGUCACACAAACUGCUCACCUUCAACCCUUCCUACUGCGCCCUCAAAGAGCUGAGCGAAGAAGAGAGGCGCCAUCGCAAUGUGCACGUAACAGGUCUCGACAAGGAAACCUGUCUGAUCCCUGUGCCCCCUCAGCAGCCAGUGGAGUCAGCGCAGUCCUACAGCCUGCUGACUGAAAACCUCAUCCUCACACAACUCACCCUGCACCUUGGCUUCCACAGACUCCAUGAGCAGAUGGUGAAGAUGAACCAGUCUCUCCACCGGCUCCAGGUGACAUGGCAGGAGUCCCAGCGAACAGGCAACCCAAUGUCAGAGCAGCUCCUAGAGCAGUUUGAGCGUCUGAUGAUUGUUUACCUGUCAACCAAAGCUGCCACCACGCAGCCUGCGAUGCUGCAAUGCUGCCUUAACCUCCAAGCUUCCACGGCUGCUCUGCUGGUUCAGCUUGGUAUGGGGAACCAGGGGCCUGAACAUGUAGCACUCAGUUUCCCCCUGUCCUCCCUACAGAAGACUAUGCUCUGCUAUGUACCGGAGUUUUUUGCAGAGAAUUUGGGAGAUUUUUUCGUUUUCCUGCGUCGAUUUGCAGACGAUGUUUUGGAGAGUUCUGCAGAAAGUCUGGAGCAGAUUCUUAACUUCAUUACUGUCUUCAUGGGUAACAUAGAGAGGAUGAAGAACCCUCAUUUAAGAGCAAAACUUGCAGAGGUCUUAGAGGCGGUGAUGCCCCACAUGGAGCCGGUGGCCGCUGGUGCUGCUCAGCCAAUCAUGUUUCAGCGAGAGAGAGUCUUCUGCUCCUAUAGACAUGCACCUCAGCUGGCUGAGUCCCUCAUCGCUGUGUUUGUAGACAUUGAAUUCACAGGUGAUCCUCAUCAGUUUGAACAGAAAUUCAACUACAGAAGACCCAUGUAUCCCAUCCUCAAGUACAUGUGGGACAAAGAAAACUACAGAGAGAGCAUCAAGCAUUUGGCGCAAUAUGCAUCUGAGAACCUGGAGGCCAUGAACCCCCCUCUGUUCCUCAGGUUCCUCAACUUACUGAUGAAUGAUGCCAUCUUUCUACUGGAUGAGGCUAUUCAGUACCUGAGUAAAAUCAAGGUUCUGCAGUUGGAACGGGAUCGAGGAGAGUGGGAAGGACUGGUCCCCGAUGCCCAAAAAGAGAAGGAGUCAAGCCUGCAGAUGUUGGCACAGUUAGGACGCUUUCACAAUAUCAUGUCUAAUGAGACCAUCGGCACACUGGCCUUCCUCACCUCAGAGAUCAAGGGGAUCUUUGUGCACCCCUUCCUGGCUGAAAGGAUCAUCUCCAUGCUGAAUUACUUCCUUCAGCACUUGGUAGGUCCGAAGAUGGGUGCUCUUAAAGUCAAGGACUUCAGUGAGUUUGACUUCAAGCCCCAGCAGCUUGUUUCUGACAUCUGCACCAUCUACCUGAAUCUGGGUGAUGAGGAGAAUUUCUGUGCUACAGUUCCAAAGGAUGGACGCUCGUACUCUCCUAUCCUCUUCUCUCAAACAGUUAGGGUACUGAAGAAGAUAAACAAGCCUGGAGACAUGAUUGUUGCUUUUGCACUCAUUGCUGAUAAAAUAAAGUCCCAUGCAGAUAGACAGCAGCAGGAAGAGGAGACAUAUGCAGAUGCCCCAGAUGAGUUCUUGGACCCCAUCAUGUCCACUCUGAUGCUCGAUCCUGUUCUACUCCCUUCCUCCAAUGUCACAGUUGAUCGCUCAACUAUAGCAAGGCAUCUCCUCAGUGACCAGACAGACCCUUUCAACCGCAGUCCUCUAACCAUGGACCAGAUCAGGCCAAACCAGGAACUCAAACAGCAGAUCUUACAGUGGCUGGAUAAACAUAAGCAGGAGAGUCUGCAGCUGGGACCCAGUGGCUAGCCAGCCCGUGAUCCUUCGCUGUGAUAAACAAUGACUGCAUCCCUGUUUUCUUUACCAGCUCACAUCUUGAGUGCUCCUCUGCUUCUUGGCUAAUCCAUGGUGUGCUUGCCUCUGGACUUCUUCUGAUUUCUCCGGUCAGACUAACAUCGCAUUAGCCUUUUCAUGCAGCCUUCACGCUCAGUGGAUUCUAUCCGCGAAAACAGUCCAGCAAACUGCAGCCCACCAGCUGAUGACAACUUCCUCACCAUACCAAUCCACACAGUAGCUGUUCGAGUCCCAUGAUCCCCUAUGGUAACAUAAGUAGGGUGAUACAACCGUUGGUUCUUUUUCUCCCUGAAUACUGUGUAUUAAUUAGUUAUUAUUACAAUCAGAACUGUGGCCAGAAGUAUCAUUUUCAACAGGACUUGUUGAAUGUACUGUAUGAAUUGCUGAUUGACCAGCUGGCUCUAACCACAUUUUAUACUGUACGGUAAGUAUUUUUGGGAACUCUUAAGGGAUAACAUUGAUUGAACUGUUUAUAAUUUGACCUUGAUUUCACCUUGAUGAAGAAUACAUUAUGCACUGCUUUUUAAAGUUCUUGAACAUCCUACAUUUCAGCUCUUGUGGUUAAAUCUCAAGCAGCAUUGUAAAUAAUAUUUGCAAUUAAAGGCAAGGCACAGGUAAAACUGAAUUUAAUUGUGUGGGACUUUUAUUUUAGUGGAAUCAAUUUAAAUUUACUUGGUGAUCUUCAAAAUCUUGUAAUAAGACACCUGAAGCACAAAACCACACUAUUUCUCUGAACACAAACAUCUUCAAGUGCACCUGCUUUAAUCAAGCACUAGUUAAAGUCAUUAAUGGGAUCUCAGAUCAGCUAAUCGGUUGUUGGAAAUAAGGAUUUAAACUGUUUUAGUUACUACACAUUUUAACCACAGUUUAGGAUGAAGUACAUGCAAAAUAUUAAACUAAAGUCCACUAUCAAAUUGCUUGAUAGUUAAGUGGGGCCUUGAUUGACACUUAUUUGCUAUGCUUACACUACAAAUUAAGACUAAUUGACAGUGGUGUGAUGGGCAUCUCGAGGGAAAAAAAACUAAAUGGUAUAGUAAAGUGUUUUGUCCUUGGAAAAAAUGUUGCUCACAAUUUGGCUAAUUUGGCCAUUAAAUAGGUCACCAAUUUUAGAAAGAAGACAUAAACCAUUUGUAUUACGGGCUGAGUAGAUAAGUAAACUGAUCCUCAUGUUUAAUAUCUGUUCACAGACCCACUGAACAUACGCACAAAAUGACUGCUCCUAAUACACAAAGGCAAGAAAACACUAUCAACUUUGUUCAACCUGCAAAAACAUGGUGGCUGUUCCUGAAAUGUCUCCAAACUGUCCUCCAAAGUCAAACUAACUAGAUCUGAGGUGAAAAAUAAGCAGUGCAGUCACAGACCCAUGCGUCAUAAUAUAUCUACAAUGCCUAGUUUUAAUACAUAUUUAGAGACGGCAAGUCUAAAUAUACAGCAAGUCUAAACAUUUGAUGAUUUGUUGGCGCAUCUUUGAUUAAGCUUAAUUGUUCGAUGUUUCCAAACUCAAGUCUUGGGCCGAAAAAGGAGCUUGCAAAUAUAUUCUGGCUAGUUUUUUUGCAAUAUGUUAAAAGCUCAUAAUAUUUUCUCAAUGUACUCAUAUCAACCUCUAUUUUCUUUUUUCUUUGAAGAUCUUUGCAAUGACCACAUUUGUUGUGUUUGAACAAAAAAAAUAAGGCAGAAUGUAUGGUGUUCAAUAACUUGCAGUGUAUACUGUGUAAUAAUCAUUGACAUCUUUUAAAUUAACAUUCACCCGAUUAACUGAUGUAUCCUGAUCUAGCAUUUUGAACAGAUCGUUGUUGUUGUGUGCAAGCAUAAUAUAUUAAUAUGUAGGCAAACAAAUGAUCAAUAGAAUCGAUGACUAAAACCAAGAGCCUUGUUGUAAAUAUCAACGAAUGAGGAUCUGACUUGUUUCAUACUCUUAUGAGACAUUAUUAUGAGUUUGUUUCUUUCGGGCAUACAUGGAGCUGUGGGUAGAAUAUUAAAGACCGAAAAAAGAUAACCUGUUUUUGAGUAGCUUUUGAAUUAAAUGUUUUUAAUUCAAAAUCAAUUGUGGUUGUAUAAAAGGGCAAAAUGUGAGAGAAAAAUUCUGUAUUUGUUGGCAUGCUCUCAUACUGUAUGUUGAAUAUCUACCACCUGAAUGAUUUCAUGGGUUAAAUUAUAAUUCAAUAUUUUUAUUGUGAUUAUAAAAUGUUUAUUUUGGAUGUACAGUAUCAUUAAAAAAUAAAAAAUAAUGUGCGUUA
Cyclopterus lumpus (lumpfish) is the source of this 5714-nucleotide messenger RNA. It is a transcript of the gene ube4a, whose product is annotated as ubiquitination factor E4A (UFD2 homolog, yeast). The transcript has 20 exons. The coding region runs from base 178 to 3432 and encodes 1084 amino acids. The record is from RefSeq and is a predicted model, not a curated record. Gene Ontology annotation, molecular function: ubiquitin-ubiquitin ligase activity. NCBI's taxonomy places the organism in Eukaryota, Metazoa, Chordata, Actinopteri, Perciformes, Cyclopteridae. Gene Ontology annotation, cellular component: ubiquitin ligase complex; cytoplasm; nucleus. Gene Ontology annotation, biological process: protein polyubiquitination.